AAUGUCAGACUACAUCACGUGUCACGUGUAAACCGUAUCUUGUCGUGACUUCCAAAAAUAGUGUAUAUACAUCAUUAUAUUCAAGUACUGGACUUUCAGCAUGUACGUUUGCGAAGUCUUUCAGGGGUGGAUAUAUUUUCUUUGGAUUCUGUUUUUGGAUGCUGAACUCAGCUCAUCGAAAAACUUUGUUUCUCAUUGUCAUAAACAUAUGUUUUGUUAAUUAACGGACACAUUAUCUAACUUAAUGGUAUCAAAACAGUCUCUUUGGUAAUGCAAACUACGUUUGGUGUUUCUAAAUUCUCCUAUUUAUUUUGUCUUUUUCUUAAAAGUAAACUCUUUUUUUUGUAGACAUUUAAGCGCGUCUUAAUAAAUAAAUAAAUAUGGACCUGUUUGUGAUGUGUGAGCUCAUUUGGCAAGCAAUAACGUUCUUAUAACGCCUCACAAAACUUUUUAUUAAUCACAUACAUUUAUUGCUACUGAAAUUUUACUGAAACUUUCCCUUCAGACGCAGUUGAACAUCAUCAUGAGCUCCCGUAGUUGACCAGUAGAGCGUGCUGUGACUCCGGCGGAAGUGGACUCCCUGUCAAGAGAAAUUAGUUUUGCGUUUGGAUAGACUUGUGAGUCCAACAUUUUUUUAUUUUUGCCCGUAAUUUCUCUCCAAGUCAAAAGAGGUGAAGGAGGAGCAGCUUCUGCCUCCUCCCCGCUGGUGGUAACCGGACCGUCCCUCACCUCCAGCAAGCUCAUCACCGCCUCCAUCCGUCCAACCACCAGUGACCUCACCACCCCGUCUGCCUCACAUCCGAGCCCGGAACACCUCGCCAUGUCUCAGCCCGAAUACUUCUGCUGAACUCAACUUCACAAGGCAGACAGUCCCAUGGGCCAAAGCGGAGAGUGGAGAUGUUCAGAAAGAGACCUCCUGCAGAGGAGGAGAGAAGGGUCCGAGCCAAUGACAGAGAGUACAACGAGAAGUUUCAGUAUGCAAGCAACUGUAUCAAAACCUCCAAAUACAACCUCUUCACCUUUCUGCCAAUUAACCUCUUCGAGCAGUUCCAGGAAGUGGCCAACACCUACUUCCUCUUCCUGCUCAUACUUCAGUUGAUACCUCAGGUCUCCUCCCUGUCCUGGUUCACCACCAUCGUGCCUUUAGCUCUUGUGCUGAGCAUCACUGCGGUGAAGGAUGCCUCUGAUGACUAUUUCCGUCACAAGAGCGACAACCAAGUUAACAACCGGCAGUCUCAGGUCCUCAUCCGUGGUGUAAUUCUAAACGAAAAGUGGAUGAACGUCCGAGUGGGCGAUAUUAUCAAGUUGGAGAACAACCAGUUUGUGGCAGCUGACCUGCUAUUGUUGUCCAGCACUGAACCUCAUGGGCUCUGCUACAUCGAGACAGCCGAACUGGACGGUGAGACCAACAUGAAGGUGCGGCAGUCUGUCUCUGUGACGUCAGAGCUUGGAGACCCGAACAAUUUGUCUUCUUUUGAUGGGGAGGUGGUGUGUGAGACUCCUAAUAACAAGCUGGAUCGCUUCUGUGGGAUUCUGCAAUGGAGAGGCAAGAAAUACACCUUGUCCAACCAGAACAUGCUCUUGCGAGGGUGUGUGCUCCGCAACACGGAGGCCUGCUUUGGCCUGGUCAUCUUUGCAGGACCAGAUACAAAGCUGAUGCAGAACAGCGGUCCCACCAAAUUCAAACGCACAAGCAUCGAUCGUCUGAUGAACACUCUGGUUCUAUGGAUCUUCGGCUUCCUGGUGUGUAUGGGUGUGAUACUGACGGUGGGAAAUGCCAUAUGGGAGCGAGAAGUGGGCUCCCUGUUUCAGAGCUACCUGCCUUGGGACCCCCCUGUCGACAACUUCUUGUUCUCAGCCUUCUUGUCCUUCUGGUCCUACAUCAUCAUCCUCAACACUGUGGUGCCCAUUUCCCUCUACGUCAGCGUGGAGGUCAUCAGGUUGGGUCACAGCUACUUCAUCAACUGGGACCAGAAGAUGUUCUGCUCAGAAUUUAACACAGCAGCUGAAGCCAGAACCACAACUCUGAAUGAGGAGCUUGGGCAGGUUGAAUACAUCUUCAGCGACAAGACUGGGACUCUGACUCAGAACAUCAUGAGCUUCAAUAAGUGUUCCAUUAAUGGAAAAGCUUUUGGUGAAAUGGUAGACCCACUUGGUCCAGCGCUAAAGAGACUGGACUUCAGCAGCUUUAACCCCUUGGCUGACCCCCAGUUCUGUUUCUAUGACGAUGCCUUGUUAGAGUCAGUGAAAGCGGGGGACUCUCACACGCAUGAGUUUUUCCGCCUGCUGUCGCUUUGUCACACAGUGAUGAGUGAAGAGAAGAGCGAGGGAGAAUUGGUCUAUAAAGCUCAGUCUCCAGAUGAGGGCGCUCUAGUGACGGCAGCACGAAAUUUUGGCUUUGUCUUCCGCUCCCGGACACCAGGGACCAUAACAACCAGCGAAACGGGCCGGACAGUCACCUACGCUCUGCUGGCCAUACUGGACUUCAACAACAUACGGAAGAGGAUGUCUGUCAUAGUUCGUAACCCCGAGGGCAGGAUCCGUCUGUACUGUAAAGGAGCCGACACUGUGCUUUUGGAGAGACUCCACCCCUCCAGUCAGAAUCUGAUCAACAUCACCUCAGAUCACCUCAAUGAGUUUGCAGCCGACGGGCUCCGGACUCUGGCUGUGGCCUACAGGGAUCUGUCAGAGAGCGAAUGGGCGUCAUGGUCAGAGAGUCUUCGCUGUGCAGAGAAGGCUUCCAGCUGCAGAGACGACCUGGUGUCAGCUGCUUAUGAGCAAAUCGAACAGGACAUGAUGCUGCUGGGUGCCACAGCUAUAGAGGAUAAGCUGCAAGAUGGAGUCCCCGAGACAAUUGCUGUCCUUUCGCUGGCCAACAUCAAGAUUUGGGUUUUAACUGGAGACAAACAGGAGACGGCGGUGAACAUCGGCUAUUCCUCUAAGAUGCUGACGGAUGAUAUGAGUGAGGUGUUUGUCAUCAAUGGCCAAACAGUCCAGGGUGUACGACAAGAACUCAGGAGAGCCAGAGAAAUGAUGAUAGAGUUGUCAAAGACCAAAGAGUGUGGGGACGCGGAGAUGAUGGACGCAUGGAAACAAACUGAGAAUAACGGUUGCACAGAAGGACCGGAAAGGCUCGGCACGGAAGGAGACUGUGACAGAAGACAGAAGGAGUCGCCUCUUCCGUUGACGAUUCUGGACAGCAUCUCUGGGGAGUUUGCCCUUGUGGUUCAUGGUCACAGUCUGGCCCAUGCCCUGGAGGCUGACAUGGAGGCCGAGUUCAUCUCGACCGCGUGCACGUGCAAGGCGGUGAUCUGCUGCAGAGUGACGCCGCUGCAGAAAGCUCAGGUGGUGGAACUGAUCAAGAAGCACAAGAAGGCCGUCACACUGGCGAUAGGCGACGGGGCUAAUGAUGUUAGCAUGAUCAAGAGUGCUCAUAUCGGAGUUGGCAUCUCAGGUCAGGAGGGGAUUCAGGCUGUGCUGGCCAGCGAUUACUCCUUCUCCCAGUUCCGCUUCCUGCAGCGCCUCCUGCUGGUGCACGGUCGCUGGUCCUACCUGCGCAUGUGCCGAUUCCUCUGCUACUUCUUCUACAAGAACUUUGCCUUCACCAUGGUGCACUUUUGGUUCGCCUUCUUCUGUGGCUUCUCAGCUCAGACUGUGUAUGACCAGUACUUCAUCACUCUCUUCAAUAUCGUCUACACGUCCCUUCCCGUGUUGGCCAUGGGCAUUUUUGACCAGGAUGUCCCUGACCAGCAGAGUGUGGAGUACCCUAAACUGUAUGAGCCGGGUCAACUCAACCUGCUGUUCAACAAAAGAGAGUUCUUCAUCUGCAUCACCCAGGGGAUCUACACGUCUGUGGUGCUCUUCUUCGUCCCCUACAUUGUCCUGUCUGACGCCACUCAGACCACCGGCGAGCCCCUUGCUGACUAUCAGACCUUUGCGGUCACCACAGCGACGGCCCUGGUGAUCGUGGUCAGUGUGCAGAUCUCCCUCGACACAGGCUACUGGACUGUGAUCAACCAUGUGUUUGUCUGGGGCUCCUUGGGCUCUUACUUUGCCAUCAUGUUCGUCCUGCAUAGCCAGACCCUCUUCAGGAUCUCUCCCAGUCAGUUCAACUUCAUAGGAAGUGCCCAGAGCACCUUAUUGCAGCCGGUGGUGUGGUUAACUAUUGCACUAGCAACGGCAAUCUGCGUAGUUCCAGUUUUGGCUUUCCGCUUCCUCAAGUCGGACCUCAAGCCUCAGCUCGCAGACGCGGUUCGCUCCGCUCAGCUGGUGGAUAGCAGGCGGAAGCUCUCCGGAGGCAGCGAUGGAUUCUUCCGUCGACCCCGCAGUUUGUCCGAGGGCCGUCUGGGAGCUCGGGGCGGUUCCCGAAGGUCAGCGUAUGCCUUCGCCCACCAGGAAGGGUUCGGAGAGCUGAUCACCUCAGGGAAGAACAUGCGUCUCUCCACUCUGGCUCUGGCCUCCUUCGCUUCCAGACACAGCACCAGCUGGAUCGAUACGUUGCGCAGAAAGAAAAACAGUUGUGCCCCGUCCAACGCCUCUGGGGAGAGCAGCCCUGCACACAGUUGCGCCUCUGUGUCGGCACCACCGUUGUCAAACUCCUCAUCUGUUCUUGGUGGUUCUCUAGAGACCCCCAUCGGAGAGGAGUCGAGCCCAUCUGAAAAUACUGCGACUGUUUCUUCUUCCCUCCCGCAAACACCGCCAGUCACAACAGCAGAUUUGGCUGCAGAGCAACUGAGGAGGGAGCCGACUGCAGCGGAGGAAGCCGACUCACAAGGAGGCUGGAAGUUCAAUCGGGGUAUUGCGCAGGUUCUCAGCUGGACAGGUCUCACAGGUCGACCAACAGCAUCCAACGCUGCAGAACAGCUCUCAAAAGAGGCCGAGCCAACAGUGUGAAAUAUCAAGUAGCUUUACACGGAGGCUCUGAUCAGAAGUCAAUGAAAACUUGCCUUUACUAGUCCUCGACACACAUCUGCUGCACAUCAGACUGUUUCCUUUCCUAGAACCUGAGAACAUUUUUUAAUAUAACACUGCAAGCCAAGUAUUACUUAGUAUUAUUUAUUAUAUUUGCAUCAUAUUGAUGUGUUUUAUACUGUACUUUGAGAACAGAUUGAUUCAAGUCAGCCUAUUUCUUAUCUACCAAGUUGGAAUUGCUAUAUUUUGAGGGAAUGAUGGUGAUGAUAUAAUCGCAACAAAAUGACUUUUUUCUGUGUAAAUACGUCGGAGUGAGAUAUGUUUAACUGUACUGUGCGAUAUUCAAGUAAAGAUCUAUAUGACCUCUGAGGUCACAGAAGAUUAUUCAGUGGUCUAUAAAAUGGCAAAAUGUGUUCCAAAAUAAAAUGCUAUU
Synchiropus splendidus (mandarinfish) is the source of this 5344-nucleotide messenger RNA. RefSeq names its product ATPase phospholipid transporting 8B2 (gene atp8b2). Gene Ontology annotation, cellular component: plasma membrane. Gene Ontology annotation, molecular function: ATPase-coupled intramembrane lipid carrier activity; magnesium ion binding; ATP hydrolysis activity. Gene Ontology annotation, biological process: Golgi organization; phospholipid translocation. The coding region runs from base 898 to 4893 and encodes 1331 amino acids. Lineage: Eukaryota; Metazoa; Chordata; Actinopteri; Syngnathiformes; Callionymidae. The record is from RefSeq and is a predicted model, not a curated record. The transcript has 30 exons.